UUUUCAGUGUUCAUCCGAUGGUAACCUUUUUUCCUUUCUUCCUUCCUCUUCAGCCUCUGCCACCUCCAUCGUCAAGCGGCAGGCGGAGAGCGGCGACGGCAACGACGCCGAACUGUGCAAGGGCCGCCCGCCGAGCGAGUACUUCCGCCUGACGGCCGACGAGGACUGCCGCGACGUGGUCCGCUGCUCGGUGCAGGGCCUCCUUGCGUUGCGUUGUCCCUCCGGCCUCGCCUUCGACAUUGACAAGCAGACCUGCGACUGGAAGUCGAACGUCAAGAACUGCCAGCAGCUGGAGAAGCCUCGUCUGGUCGCUCCGCUCCUCGCCACCGAUGAGCCGAUCUGCGAGGCGGGCAAGUUGGCCUGCGGCAGCGGCGACUGCAUCAGCAAGGAGCUCUUCUGUAACGGCGAACCUAAUUGCCAAGACGGCUCGGAUGAAAAUGCUUGCACCGUGGAGAAGGACCCGAACCGGGCGCCCGCCUGCGACCAGUCUCAGUGCGUCCUUCCCGACUGCUUCUGCUCGCCCGAUGGUACGCAGAUUCCCGGGAAGCUGGAGCCAAAUCAGGUGCCGCAGAUGAUCAUGAUCACCUUCGAUGACGCCAUCAACAACAACAACAUCGACAUCUACGAGAAGAUCUUCAAGGAGGGGCGGAACAAUCCCAAUGGCUGCGCCAUUAAGGGCACCUUCUUCAUCUCCCACAAGUACACCAACUACUCGGCGGUGCAGGAGAUGCACCGCAAGGGCCACGAGAUUGCCGCCCACUCCAUCACCCACAACUCCAACGAAAAGUACUGGAGCGAAGCGAGCACCGAGGCCUGGGCGAAGGAGAUGGCCGGCGUCCGCCUCAUCAUCGAGCGCUUCUCCAACAUCACCGACAACUCCAUUGUGGGCGUCAGAGCGCCGUACCUGCGCGUCGGCGGGAACAACCAGUUCUUCAUGAUGGAGGAGCAGGCCUUCCUCUACGACUCCACCAUCACCGCGCCGCUCUCCAACCCGCCCCUCUGGCCGUACACCCUUUACUUCCGCAUGCCGCACAAGUGCCACGGCAAUGGCCAGAACUGCCCCACGCGGUCGCACGCCGUCUGGGAGAUGGUGAUGAACGAGCUCGACCGCCGCGACGACCCCAACUUCGACGAGGAGCUCUCCGGCUGCUCGAUGGUGGACAGCUGUGCCAACAUUCUCACCGGCGACCAGUUCUACAACUUCCUCAACCACAACUUUGACCGGCACUACAAGACGAACCGGGCGCCGCUGGGCGUCUUCUUCCACGCCAGCUGGCUCAAGUUGAAUCCGGAGCUGCAGGACGCCUUCAUUCAGUGGAUCGACGAGGUGCUCGACAAGAAUGACGUCUACUUCGUCACCAUGACGCAGGUGCUUCAG
Messenger RNA from Rhagoletis zephyria (snowberry fruit fly), 1378 nucleotides. RefSeq lists its product as uncharacterized. Gene Ontology annotation, cellular component: extracellular region. Lineage: Eukaryota; Metazoa; Arthropoda; Insecta; Diptera; Tephritidae. The record is from RefSeq and is a predicted model, not a curated record. Gene Ontology annotation, molecular function: hydrolase activity, acting on carbon-nitrogen (but not peptide) bonds; protein binding; chitin binding. Gene Ontology annotation, biological process: carbohydrate metabolic process.